GAGAUACGACGAAGAAAACAAAAACAAAGCAAAGGCCUAUCUUUGGAGCCAAAAAAUCAUCCACAAAUCCAUUGGCAACCCAAUCCCCUCCUCCCCAUGGCCACCACCAUCCCAAACUCAGCCGCAUUCCUCCGCCGCGUCGCCGCCCGCCCACCGAUCCACUCCGCCCACGACACGCCGCCACUCCCACGGCGCAAAAUCAUCACCACAUUCGCCACAUCAUUGGCUCUGGCCCUGCAACUCCAGCCCCUCGCCGCCAUCGCCCAGAGCUGGGGCACGCGCUCCUUUCUCUGGGAGAAGUACUUCGAGCCCGGGCUGUCGCCUGAGGACGCGGUGGCCCGGAUCCGCCAGACGGCGGAGGGCCUCCACGACCUCCGCGGCAUGCUCGAGAGCAUGUCGUGGAGGUACGUCAUUUUCUACAUUCGAGUUAAGCAAUCGUAUCUCUCUAAAGACAUGCCCACGGCCAUGGAAAUGGUGCCCGAAAUCCAGAGGAAGUCUUAUGUCGAGAAGGCUAAUGAGUUGGUGGAUAACAUGGCUGAGUUUGAUUACUACGUUCGGACGCCCAAGGUUUAUGAGUCGUAUGUAUACUACGAGAAGACAUUGAAAUCAAUAGAUGACCUUGUCGCAUUUUUAGCAUAAUUACUAGUAAUUUUCUUAAUUUGUGUAUAUUGAAUACGAGAAUUGGAAAAAAAAAUUGUGUUUUGAUUUUUUUAGUUGUAACUUUAAUUAAGUUGUAUUGUGCGAAUUGCGACGAUUAAUAAGCAGAUUAUGGCUAGUCAUAUACUACUUCGGUCGA
Molecule: messenger RNA, 796 nt
Organism: Salvia splendens (bonfire salvia)
Lineage: Eukaryota; Viridiplantae; Streptophyta; Magnoliopsida; Lamiales; Lamiaceae
Product: photosynthetic NDH subunit of lumenal location 2, chloroplastic
Exons: 2
Coding region: 97-639 (180 amino acids)
Biological process (GO): photosynthetic electron transport chain; photosynthesis
Cellular component (GO): photosystem II; photosystem II oxygen evolving complex; extrinsic component of membrane
Molecular function (GO): calcium ion binding
Source: RefSeq, a predicted model, not a curated record